GAAAUCGUGGAAACAGAGCCACCAAUCAGAACAAUGAUGGAACGCUGGCCAGCACUUUUUACUGAGCGUGAGGUUUUUGCAGAAUUUACUCGGAUUGCCUGCAAGAAUCUCCAGAGUGAAUUCUUUGAUGAACUUGACAGACACACACCCCGUCUAAUGAAGAUUUUUCGGUCUAAAACUGGAACCCUGGGUCAGACCUUAUCAAAAUUACUAGAGCAAGUUGAGUCAAGAAGAAACGCCAAUCAAACAUCAAAUCAGGAAACGGAAGUUACAAUUCGACGCACUGUGGUUCUUCGUGGUCUCCCUGUCCUUCUUGGGGACAACCCCUCAGAAUUUUUUAAGGUUUGCUUUGACUCCGAAGAAAACAACAUUGAGCAGAUUCCUGUUGGCAUUCUGUUAGUCGACAAUGAAGACUCUCCUCACUGCUCUUCGUUGAUCCGUGUACGUCCAGUCUCCACUGCUAUCAUCAUAGAGGGAGGUAUUGUUAUGGAUGAUGUCAGGGACCUGCCUCUUGCUGUUUGUCUCUUGUUUGGACUAUCAUAUGCACUCCAUCUUGAUUACCCAAAGAACAUGAAGAACACAUUCAACUUCAUCCAGCAAGUCAUGCUUGAUCUGGGAUCGAAGUCAUUGAAACCAAAACUUCAGACUUUGAAGAACCAGUUAUUUGCUUAAAUCAACACAUUUAGGUCAAAAUCAUCUGACCUGCAGUUCACAUAGCCACUACUGGGAUGACAUGAUUCAUGUCAUCACACAUGUCAUAGCAAGAAAAAAAUUAUUUGUUUAAUUCUACUUUUUGAAUAGAUUCAGUUGUGUUCAGCAUUAAUCUUUGUGUAAUAGGCUUAAAAUAUUUAAGUUAUAAUUUAUAUAAUUUAUUUUCAUUGUUUGACAUAUAUUAAUGGAUCACAGUAUCCUUGUAUUAUUGUUAUUGUGUAUCAGUCAGCAUGGUCUGCUUAAAAGCACUUUAAAUGAGGAUUGUGCUAUACGAAUGUAGAGAUGUUUAGACAGCAGAGGUUUUUCAUUCAACUGUUCUGUUGACUUUAUUUCUGGGAUGACAGUUCAGUGGAGCUACAUAGUUUUCCUAAGACAUUCUGCAUGGUGUAUGGAGUGUUGGAUAUUUUUUGGUCACAAUCUUCAGUAUGAUCAUUUUAAACUUGCAUAACUAUUAUUAUACUAUUAUUAUCUCCCUUCUCAGGUUUCCACAUUAGACAUGUUUUGUGCUUUUAAUUAAGACAACCUUGAAUUACUACUGCACCCUACGGCAGAACUGAUUUGUCCUGAUUUUGAAGGUUGCCAUUUGCUUUGCUCUUUGCACUUUUGUGUGGUCAAUCAAAAUAAAAAUUGAAAACAAUGUUAUUGUUUCUUAGAACCAGGUGCAGGAGUGGGAUUAGAAAUGCUGAGAGAAUUUCAUCUUUAAAAGUUAAUAAAUUGUUAUUUAGUAUUUUGUUUGAAGCAGUUAGUGCUCAGUAAAAAAGAAUUCUGUGCAUUUGCCAGUGAAUCAUAAUAAACCUAUGACUGAACAGUCAAUUUUGAUGCAGGACUUUUCGUUUAGCACCCAGUGGCAUUCAUCCAAUAAAUGAUAGUAAUGUGUGUUGAUUUUGAUUUUCUCAAUUGUUUCAGACAUUUCUGCUGUAAUCAACAUUUUGAAAAAAUAAAUGUU
Messenger RNA from Brienomyrus brachyistius, 1657 nucleotides. RefSeq lists its product as uncharacterized. Bases 34 to 672 code for a protein of 212 amino acids. The transcript is spliced from 4 exons. NCBI's taxonomy places the organism in Eukaryota, Metazoa, Chordata, Actinopteri, Osteoglossiformes, Mormyridae. The record is from RefSeq and is a predicted model, not a curated record.